Molecule: messenger RNA, 1856 nt
Organism: Paramacrobiotus metropolitanus
Lineage: Eukaryota; Metazoa; Tardigrada; Eutardigrada; Parachela; Macrobiotidae
Exons: 8
Coding region: 35-1591 (518 amino acids)
Source: RefSeq, a predicted model, not a curated record
AAGGCUAGUUUCGAUAAUUUGUCCAUGGCCAACCAUGCAAUCCUCUUCAGAUUAUUCGGUCUUGCUGUCGUUUUUGUUGCUAGCGUCCUCGGUCAGAUCUUGCUUCUGGACAAGCUGCACGAUGCUGGAUGUAAAAACAUGUUCAGUCGUUCGAACUUUCCCUAUGCCGGCAUAUUCCUUCUCCCCUAUGUUGCCGCAGUUGCAUUUUUCUUCUUAUGUCGAUUACUCUUUUAAUUACGGUAUGCCGUUUUGUUUUCGUGUUUGCUCUGGCUGCGUCAGCUUAUGCAGUUGGCAAAAUUACAGCAAGGUUAUUGACCUUUUCCAAUUGUCUGCAGCCCAGACAGCUUACGAUGACACAUUUGUUUUUCGCCAUCCCGGAACAUCCACUCAGUCUCCUGUCUACGCACCAGUGGAAACACCCGCUACACUGCCUGACCAUGCAGAUUUGGAUAAAGCUCUGGAUCUGUCAUACAGUGCGCCGAUAUCCUUGCCAUCCGUUGCAGAGCCCACUGAAGGUUUUCUGAAUACCAUCCAUUACGUGAGCACAGCGACCAUCCAUCUCGAUGUCCAGGCACCGACAACCAGCAAAUAUGAUAACACAUCAGUUUUUGCUGGCCUCGGCUCAUGCCUGCAGGAUGCCUCUACGAACACUGCGACGGUCGAUGCUGCAGCUGAUCUUGGUGCCGCGGAAAACGGUUCUGCUGGAGGAGCUGUUGAUAUUCUUGCGGCUGCUGACGAGGCCAAUGUUGGUUUAGCUAGCCCUGCGUUGACAGAUUCGUCUGGAAAGAGUCCUGCGUUGACCGAAUCGUCUGGAAAGAGUCCUGCGUUGACCGAAUCGUCUGGAAAGAAUUCGCCAUCCUUUUCCCAGCGGAGCAGUACAGCUGAUUCCGGGGAAUAUCAAGACGCCUCGGAUGUGACCUUUAGCAAAUCAGGUUUGCCGGAUGCUGAUGCAGGGACUGUGGGGGAAAUUAUUAAUAAGGUUCUGGCCACGGCUAUGCUGCCUUUGCAUAAGAAGGAGCGUCAUCGACACUUCCAGUCCAGUAUGCGCACGCUCUUCACGCGCGGUAUGGUCAAAUUGAAUAAGGCCAGCCGCGAUCGAAACCGGUGCCGUCAUGAUUCCGCAACCGGAUCUGAGUGCAGCUGGGAAACCGCUUCUGACUCAACCGCAGGUCUGUCAGAUGCUAGCGAAAAAGGGUUUUCGAUCAGCUUUAAUCCUUUGCUCCCUGCCCCACCGACAUCUAUUCAAGAAGUGCCGACUACAAAAUCAGUGAUUGCGGAAAUGGAAAAACUGCAACUGGGUGGCGAUGCACACUUGUUUUCAAAUUCUGAUCGCAAUUUUUCUGGAUUAAGUCGACAAGAACGUUAUUUCUCCGCUAAAAAGCCUGAAGUCAGUAGCAGUAACAGUGGGCAAACUGCGGCUCUUUCUUUCCGUGACUUUUAUCCGCCGCCAAAAAGUGCCAUCAAUCUUCAGCUAUACCAAAUUCGCGAGCGGAUUUUCAACAACGAUGUACAAGUUUUUUCCAUUGCUCCGGAAAUCUCAGCCGAGAAGAACAAGCCCGUGUACACCGAACUGGAACCGCAAAUUCUGUAGUUUAAUCAUGGAAACAGUUUGCGGUGAGACCGCGCUCUUUUCUGGCAUUUUUCCUAUAAUGGUUGUGAUUUUCCGUUAUUGUGAUUCAUUAAACAGGGUGGGUGUUUCUUCGCUUUCAUUCUUUUUUUGCUUUUUCAGUAGAUUUGAAUAGCGCAUUUGAUUGAGACCUGAGCGAUCAUGUCACAUCUUUUGGACAGUUUUUAUGGCUUUGUGUAAAGUUUGGUGCAUUUCAAGUAGAAUCUGUGAAUAAAGACGCGGAAGUUUG